AUGGCGGGUCCAGAGCAGCACGAGGCGGUAGCCAUUGUUAGGAUGGGGUGCCGAUGGCCUGGGGGCGUUCGUAACGCACCUGAGCUUUGGGAGUUUCUCGUAAACAAGGUUGACGGUUGGCGGGAGUUUGACGAGCCCCAGUUUUCGACCCGAGGCUUCUAUCAUCCAAACUCGGAUCGCCCAGGUACUAUGUCUAUGCGUGGUGCAUUCCUGGCAGAUGAAGAUGCCCGUUUGUUUGAUCAUUCUUUCUUUGGCAUGACUCGCUUGGAGGUAGACACCUUGGAUCCAUCUCAACGAAAAUUGCUUGAGGUAACAUAUGAAGCUAUUGAAAAUGCUGGUGAGACAUGGGAAAGUGUUUCAGGCUCGCGUACAGGCGUUUUUGUGGGCAAUUUCUGCCUCGACCAUUGGAUGAUACAGUCUCAAGACUGGGAUAACCCGAGACCCUACGCCUUCACUGGUGCCGGAACUAGUAUUCUUGAAAACCGAAUAAGCUAUAUUUUCUUUUUUCAAGGACCAAGUCUGACUGUUGACACUGCCUGCUCAUCCUCCAUGUAUGCUUUACACUUGGCUGUUAACGCAAUCCGCGCUGGUGAUUGUGACUCGGCAAUUGUCGCAUCUGCCAAUUGGAUCGCAGAUACUGGUGUCCAGAUUGCACUUGAUAAACUCGGCGUACUUUCCGCAAGCUCGAGAUGUCACACCUUUGAUGCCAGAGCCGAAGGCUAUGCUCGUGGUGAGGGAUAUGGUGCUAUCUACUUGAAAAGACCUUCUUUAGCCAUUGAGCAACAGUCGCCCAUCCGAGCAAUGAUCAGGGGUACAGCUAUCAACUCCAAUGGCCGAACAGGGGGUAUUACACGGCCCACGAUAGGCCGGGGGUUGGGCUUUGGGCCCGGGUUCUAG
Messenger RNA from Penicillium expansum, 897 nucleotides. Its product is annotated as beta-ketoacyl [acyl carrier protein] synthase domain-containing protein. Gene Ontology annotation, molecular function: 3-oxoacyl-[acyl-carrier-protein] synthase activity; fatty acid synthase activity. The coding region runs from base 1 to 897 and encodes 298 amino acids. Gene Ontology annotation, biological process: fatty acid biosynthetic process; secondary metabolite biosynthetic process. The transcript is spliced from 3 exons. NCBI's taxonomy places the organism in Eukaryota, Fungi, Ascomycota, Eurotiomycetes, Eurotiales, Aspergillaceae. The record is from RefSeq and is a predicted model, not a curated record.